Messenger RNA from Macrosiphum euphorbiae (potato aphid), 1671 nucleotides. NCBI's taxonomy places the organism in Eukaryota, Metazoa, Arthropoda, Insecta, Hemiptera, Aphididae. The record is from the annotation of a GenBank genome assembly.
AUGGCAGAUGUGCAAAUGGAUAUUUACGAGGACAUGUUCAAAGAGAUUACGAAAAAAAUUUACGGACAAGACACAACGUCGUCCGAGGACAGGCAGUUUGAUGGUCAAGACGCGUACAAAAUGGUAGAAGAGGGCCUGAGCAUGAUCGACAACGAUGAGACUGAGUCGUUCGGUGAACCAUCGCAGCCUGAGGACGACCCUUGGGUGACCAGUGACGAAACGAUCGCUUGGACUAAUUCGAAAAUCGGCAGCUACAACGUAGACAAGAAACUGUUCAAGUGUCAGGAGUGCGAUUCCAUGGGCCUUCUGUCUAGUGUGGCCGAACACUGGUUGGGCACGCACGCUGACGUCAAGGUGUUCCAGUGCCCACAGUGUCCGUACGCGAGCGCGUAUACAAAGUGCAUCCGCUUGCACUUGGCCCGACAACAUAACGUGGUGGCCGAACACGGGACGCAUCAACAGGCUGGCCGGAAAUCGUGGAAGGAGAGCCCUGUACUCGAAGAGGUAACCAGCUACCUGGGCCGGUUGAAGGCGGCCGCAGAUAAAGCGAUAGCCACCGCCGCCGCUGCCGCAGCGGCCGCUGCCGUAGCAGCAUCCGCCGAAUCGGAAGCCGCCGACGACGAAAUGCGACUGAACGCUGCCGACACGGAAACGCAGACCGCUCAGAAGCGGUUUAACUGUGCCCACUGUCCGUACGCCACCGACCGGCGGGACUUGUACACCAGACACGAGAACAUACACAAGGAAGACAAACCGUUCCAGUGCGACAUAUGUCAGAAACAGUUCAACCGGGCAGACCAUGUCAAGAAACACUAUACGCGCAUGCACAGAGAACACGAGUACUGCUUGAGCCGAGUGAAACGAGACCCUUUCGGUAAGUCUGCAGCCGCGGCCUCGGCUCACCAUCAACAUCACCUGCAGAGGGUGACGCUGUAUUCGGGCGAUCCACCGCCGCUGGAACCGGAGACGCAAAUCAUCGUGUCACGGACGAUCGACGAACAACCACUGCCCCCUGCACCGAUUAUUGCAGCUAACAAUCCCCUCGUGUUGGAAGACCAACAACAACAGCAGCAACAGCAACAACAGCAACAGCAGACGGUCGUCAACAUCGCAGUGGUCAAUUUUAACGAACAGACCGGCACGCAUACUAUACAAAUACCGAUACCAGCUAACCAGAUAAAACCGGUGAUGUUUGCGCCCGAUACUAUUUUGGCAGUGGACUCGGUUGUGCCAACGAGUACGGUGGCGAUGACCAAACAGAAGGGCAAGGGCAGCCGGAAAAACUUUGAGAAACGGUAUUGCUGCACGUUUUGCCCGUGGUCGGGUGUCGACAAUUGGUGUCUAAAACGGCACCUCAACACCCACAUGAAGCCCUACGAGUGCGUAUUCUGCGAGUACAAAGCUGCCAGAGCCGAACGGUUGGCUACCCAUGUGUUCAAAGUGCACAGCAAACGGAUGUGCUGCCGUUGUUCGUACAUUGCUCAGGACCAAGACGACUUGUACGUCCAUCAGUCCGAAAACAAUCACAAAAGCGUAAGGUCUCGUCGAACCCAGACAUCGCCUAUCCCUUCGUCGCCUGAACAAUCCGAGGAGACUGCAGACAAAAAUGACGUAAUUGUCGUUUGGCCAAUGGCGGGCGUGACGGAUUCUCAGAGCUCUAUUCAAAUAUAA